Oryzias latipes (Japanese medaka) is the source of this 650-nucleotide messenger RNA. It is a transcript of the gene uqcc2, whose product is annotated as ubiquinol-cytochrome c reductase complex assembly factor 2. Gene Ontology annotation, biological process: mitochondrial respiratory chain complex III assembly. Lineage: Eukaryota; Metazoa; Chordata; Actinopteri; Beloniformes; Adrianichthyidae. Gene Ontology annotation, cellular component: mitochondrial matrix. The record is from RefSeq and is a predicted model, not a curated record.
GAGCUGAUCCAACCCAUCACUCCAGUGGAAGGGCUCUUUUUCGCACCUGCUCCGCUCAUCUUGCUAACAUGCGGCGUCAGGGAUGAGGAAGGGUCAAACGGGGAGGAAGAGUUUAGAUGUAACACCAGUACGGAAAGCAACGGAGCCCAAACUUUCAAAGCGGGCGGCGUUUACUGCGCUGUUACGUGAUUAAGGAUGUCUGCGACUCGGUACCGACGGUUUCUGAAACUGUGCGAGGAAUGGCCUCGAGAUGAGACAAAGAAAGGUCGCGAUUUGGGCACAUUCCUGCGGCAGAGGGUCGCCUCCGCGUUUCGCGAGGGUGAAAACACGCAGAUUUCAGAUCCAGACAAAUGUGACCAGAUGUAUGAAAGUUUGGCUCGUAUUAAUGGCAACGUAUACAAACAAAAAUUUCCUCGGGUGAGAGACACGAGCUUCACCGGAGUCACGGUUGAAGAGUGUCGAGUCCUCCUUUCAGGAAGUAUGCAGCAAAGCAUGGAUGAAGAAAAGAAGGGCUUGUGGAAGACAUUAAUGGAGAGGUUCUCCUCCAAAACGGAGGACGUUCCAGAAAAAGCUCCUGAAAAAUAACUUUUGACCUCUUAAAUGACCUUUUCCCAUUAGUGCUUGUGUAGAAAUAAAGUUUCUCUUUGUGA